Acipenser ruthenus (sterlet) is the source of this 4498-nucleotide messenger RNA. RefSeq names its product protein eva-1 homolog B-like. The transcript has 5 exons. NCBI's taxonomy places the organism in Eukaryota, Metazoa, Chordata, Actinopteri, Acipenseriformes, Acipenseridae. The coding region runs from base 461 to 934 and encodes 157 amino acids. The record is from RefSeq and is a predicted model, not a curated record.
AGAAGAGCAAAAAAGAGGAAGAACCACCUCAAAGUAGUAGACUUGAAGCCCUGGGCUCAGGUCAUAAUACUGUAACCUGUCUCUUGUGACUGAGAUAAUCACUGGUUAGAGGUGUGGAGGCGUGGAGGCGUGGUUCAAAUCCCUACGUUUCUUCCUAUACCACAAGCAAGGAACUCACCAUCAAGUACGAAGCACAAGAAACCCCUCCGUCAUCGCAUGCUGUAAGGUCCCUGCUCAGAAGACUUCAACAAGAUUUAAGGAAAGGAGAGGAGGAAGAGAGGGUAUGUUGACAGCUAAAUGAACCCAGAGAGCUACAGAAAAGGGAAUUGGAAGUCAGAUUCUUCUCACUCCACUGUUUCCUGUCUGAGAAUAUGAUCUUGAAGAGCUGGUGAUUUUUCUCCCCCUUUAUGGUAACCCUUGUCUGGUGCAAAGAAUCCAUUCCUGAACAGGACACAGCAAGAUGGACGUCAAGAAGAAAGAGAUGGAUCUGCUCAGCAACAGCAUUGCUGCUUACGCUCACAUUAAAGAGAAUCCAGAAAGCAUUGGACUCUAUUUUGUCAUCGGGGUGUGCUUCGGCUUGAUUUUAACCCUUUGCCUGCUUGUGAUCCGGAUCUCCUGUAAGCCACGGACCAAGCCACGGGCCGAGCCAGUCCCGGCGAAGAAAGCUCUGAGGGACUUCAGCGAGGAAGAGGAGGACGACGAGAGCGAGGAAGACGAGACUGACGCUCCCAACCCCACCACUGAGAUCACCAUGGGCAACCACAGCCAGUCGGACGGGACGCUGAGCAUGAAUGUGUUCACGUCGGCCGAGGAGCUCGAGAGAGCCCAGCGGCUGGAGGAGAGGGAGCGCAUCAUCAGGGAGAUCUGGAGGAAUGGGCAGCCCGAUAUCCUGGGCACUGGCACGGGCACCGUGGGCAGGGUGCAGUACUAUUAACUCCUCAAUUAGCCUUCACUUGAUUUUGCACUGCCUUUAGGCUUAGUGAAGGAGCUGAUUUAAAGUGUCAUUUUUUGUGAGAGUUGUUUGUCAGAAACUAGGAUCCAAAGUUGGCUUGUUAGUACGAAGUUCCAUGCCAAAUAAUCGACAAUAUUGAACGCCUUGAAUUUCUGCCUUCAAAUGGAAAGCACAUCAUACUUUUCUAUUGUUUUGUUGCAUUUUUCUGUAAGCCUGGCCCAUGUUAAGUGCCUCAACGUCAACAUCACGUGCAAUAAGUACAACACUCUUGUAAUCACAUUGGAAAGGAAUGUAUUUUAACAGCUAUUUUUUGUAUUUUAUAUGAAGUUCAAAGCACGGUUAUAUCAGGGCUACUACAGCAGAAUAUAAAAAAAUGUUUCUGCGCCUCAUCCUACAGGUGCCCAUUUCUCCUGAUAAGGUUUCAGAUUCUUCUGGUGGAUACUUUUCUCUUUGUUUCAGAUAAGCAAAUAACUCACAAGCAUCACAAUGGAAUCCCAGACAAAGGGUUCUGAUAGAACCCCCAGUGUUUACGAAAGGUGCAGGGCAAUAGACAAUAGACCUUUUUCAGUGUUCCCAGGGUUGACUGUGAGGAUGGCUUUAUUUUGUUUUGGAAGUGCAAUGAUAAUAUCUCAGUUCAUCAGCACUGUAACAGACAGUCAGGCUUCAAAUAAACAAUCCGUUUCCAUGAGCCGUGGGGCUUCUGUUCAAACAAACACCAGCUGGGACUUUUAAACUCAACAGACAUUCACCCAGAUGAUAUUUCAAUGUGUAUGCCACAAAAGAAAACAUUGCUUGGUCUGCGUAGGACUGGAAUGAGAUGGAACUUUAUAUUAUUCAAGGGCUUACUACAGAAAAAAAAUAACUUUCUCAAGACUAGAGGGUAUUAUUAGAUACUUCUUGUGUGUCUCUGUAAUCCUUACAGAAGCUUGCUGCCUUUCACACACAAAUUCAAAAAUGUUUUCCCGAGUGGCGUAGUCGUGUUUUUGGCUACAGCUUUAUUGACCAGUCUGAUUCUGUUGUUGGAAGAGCCCAGCUGCACAGUCUGUUGUUAUCCCAUUAGGUUGUAUGUUAAGUAUAACAUAUAGUUUAGGGGUGACCAGUAAGUGGCUGAUAUCUUUACAUAUCACAAUGAAGUAGCUGUAACAUUAAACGUCUGACAUGAGGUUCAAUAUCUUAGAACAGAUCUAAAUGUUGCCAUAGUUUAAAAUCACUAAAUAAUGGAACCUUCCUGGAUCAGACACUUGCUUUAACUGGGUUUCAAUUGCUCUUAAACGUGGCAGAUAUGAAUACGCCACUGUCUAAACCUUCAACCGUUUAAAUGUUGUAACUUUAAUUACAAAUAUACUCUAAAGAGACUCACAUACAAAGUCCCCACAGUUUUGACCAAUUGAACAGACCCCACUGUUAGUGUUCAUAAUCUUGGCACACAAAGGGCCUUAUUUGAGCAUAUCAUUAAUAAAGAUACAACCCAAAACUUGAAAUCUGGUCCGAGAUCCUAAAUAAUUGUAUUGAAUUGCAUGCAUUGCCUCAGGCCCACUGCGGACCAAUCCAGCCAGUAAUCCCCGGUAAUUUGUUCUUAUUGCUUAAUAAUUCCCUGACCAAUAAAUGGUAUUGUUCUGUUUUACGUUUCACGAGGGGCUGACUUCAACAUCAAAUUCAUUCCAGAUUUUAGGUGACUAAUUGUUUUUAUUACAUUGUUUGAUUCAAUGAUUCAAGCUUUUUGUGGUUGCAACAAGAAAGAGAUUUUAUUUAGUUGGUAUUGAAAAAAUGGAAAAGAAAACCACAGCAUGGAUCCUAAAAUGUUUUGCAGUCAGGCAAUUCUAACAAUCCCUAAACUAGCAAAUACCAGGGGAGACCAUUGCACCUACUGCUUUCAUGACAUUCAGAAUUAUGAUAUGCAUCCGUGUUCAAAGUAAACUGCUGUUAUGAGAGAAGCUAACACAUAGAUAUACAGUAGAUGAGCUUCACUGCUAUACAUUAUUGUAGGUGGUAUUUUAAUGAUUAAAUAUGCCUCCUGUUGACAUAAUUAGAGAAACCACAACAAUUUUGUUCAAAAAACGCCUAUACUAAUAAAUUAAGUACUAUACAAGUACUAAGUGGUAAAAUAGCAAUACCUGUGUACAUACAAGUACUAUUGUUUAAAUAUACUUCUAUCUCUCUCAAUGUUUAUCACUAAACUGGUUACAUUCCUUGUGUGUUAUUGGCAGUCCUGCUAAUUCAACGAUGACAGCAUCAUCAGCCCCAGAGGUUUGGGAGGGUAGGGGAUGGAGGUCACACUGUAUGUCAUUUGAAUCAAUAUUCUACAGCAUACAGUAAGCUUUUGUGCAUUUUAUCUGUGCCUUACAAUAUGCCAUUAUUAUGCAGCUAAGAUACUGUACCAUCAUGGGACAAUUAAUAAAGCAUACUGGUAUGCAGGUUGGAGUAAUGUACUAAAAUCAAAAUGUAUUUUCUACUGCACAUUUUUCAACAUCAUGUUGAGCUUGUUGCUUGCAAAUACAGUUGUUAAUUGUUUUCUCAUCUCCUGCAGUUGAAAACAAAAGCAGGGUAGUAUUUAAAAUGAAACAAGCAGCUAUUAAAUAAAACAUCUGUCAAAUUGUAUUACUGAAGUUUCUUUUCAGUACCUUGCUACCCUUAUGACUGAGGGUUUGAAGCUAUAAAUAAACAAAUUAGGAAACUGUUAAAAAUAUUACUAAUAAAGUUAUUUGCAUGUCCUACAUUUAGGAUCCCUGUCAAACCUCAUAAAAGCAAUACUGUACAGAGCAUGUUUUGUAUGUAAUUGUUUCAUUACUAACUCUAGGCAUGAAAGUUUUCAGAAUUCUUCACAAAGCACAAUUAAUACAAAGCAAAGCUGUGUUGGUAAAAGACGCUAUGCUCAAUCAAUAGCUAGAAAGAGUCAGUGAUGUUUUUUUUAUAUAGCUUUUGGGGUGCUAUCAUGAUGUACAAUGUAUGUCAUGCAACUGUGAAAAUAAAUUGUACUGUUGCCCUCCAGUUCUGCUGACAUUCAGUGUAGAGUUCUAGAUUUUAAUGAGAAAUAAUUAGUCUUAAGACUGCUCAAAAUCAUCCAUUGGGCGGAAUAUAGUUUGCAUAAUCAGUGUGUGACAGAGAAAGAGUGAAUUAGCAGUGACAUAUUACUGGCACUGUGAUCUGAAUAUAUCGAAAUACACAUUCUUCACUCAGCAUACACAUGUUUUGCAUUCCCUAAAAGAAACGUCUUAAUGAAAAGAAGCUCUCUAAUAGUUUUUUUAGCAGUCUAAGGACACACUGAUGGAAAGCACAGUAGCCUGUUUCUUGUAAGCACAGUUAUUUUCCAGUGCUUAAAUUCAGAAACUUAUCUGUAAUAACUGCACAUGUUAACUUUCUAGGAUCAUAAUUUAUAAAAGGUUGCGUCAUGCAACACUUUUUACCUAAGAGAUGUAAAUAUUUAUAGAAAUGUGUAUUAUCAUCAGUAUUACUACCUUUCUAGAUUAUGUAUCGUGGUUCUUGAAUAUUACAGUAAAUCAAGUAUGAACUUUUUUUAUUCCAAAUAAAGAGAAACUUUGUAAAGCC